Molecule: messenger RNA, 1845 nt
Organism: Saccharomycopsis crataegensis
Lineage: Eukaryota; Fungi; Ascomycota; Saccharomycetes; Ascoideales; Saccharomycopsidaceae
Exons: 1
Coding region: 1-1845 (614 amino acids)
Biological process (GO): protein deneddylation
Cellular component (GO): COP9 signalosome
Source: RefSeq, a predicted model, not a curated record
AUGUCGGACAAUGAAGAUUUUAUGAUGUCGGAAGAGGAGGAAGACCCAUUUGAAUAUGAGGAUUCAGAUGAUGAAAUGGUUGCCUCUGAUGGCGGUAGCUUCCAAGAGGAUUCGGAUGAAGAAGGAGAAGAAAGUUUAGAAAAUCAAUAUUAUUCUGCUAAGUCUAUUAAGGAAGAUGACUUGGAUGCCGCAUUGGAGUUGUUUGCUAAGAUAAAGGAUCAAGUUGAAGGCGGCGAGGGUGAUAAACAAAAAGUGUGGAAAUUCAAGUCCCUUAAGCAACUUAUGAAAAUUCAUUACCAAUUGAACCAUAUGGAUGAUUUGAUGAAAUUAUACAAGGAGCUCUUAAACAUGAAUGAUUAUAUUGAAGAUAAAAAUUACUUUUUGAGUUCAUUGGUAAAAAUUAUUGAUCGAUAUGGCAAAUCAAAUAAUCCAGAAUUUCUUGAGAAAUUUAUCGAGUUGCCAUUGGCACAUCCCUCUUAUUUGAAUGAUAAAUUAUUUAUAAAGUUGAAUAUUGCUAAAUUGAAUUUUUUGGAAGGCAAGAAUGAUGGAGAAAACAACCUCUCUGCAAUUGACCAGUUGAUCGAUUUGGUAAUUGAGAAAUGUGAAGAGACCACUAAUGAGUAUACCAAAAAGCAACACUUGUUGGAAACAUAUUCGAUUCAGUUGAAGAUAUUAUUGUCCAUGUCAGAUAUAGGGAGUAUUAAUUCAAUAAAGAAGUUGAGGAACACGUUCAAAAAAUGUAAUGAGCUUGAACAUAAUAUUAUUGCUCAUCCCAAGAUAUUGGGGGUUAUAAAUGAAGCCCAAGGGAAGCUUUUAAUGAUAGAAAGAGACUUCCAUAAAUCAGUUGAAAUAUUGAUGGAAAGUUUCAAGAAUUAUGAUGAAAGUGGGUCCAAUGUUGAUAAAUCGAGGAUCUUAAAAAAUUUAAUAGUUUUGAACCUUUUGAAUUUGAAAUCGGAAGUCAGUAUUUUGCAAUCCAAUGAAAUCAAGCCAUAUUUAAGAAACUCUGAUGAUGAGGAUAUUGAUAAUUUAAUGAAACUAUUGAAAUAUUAUGAGGAUAAUGAUAUUUCAAGCUUCCAUCAAUUAAUCGCAGAUUCAGAGUCUACAAAAGAGCAAUUUAUCACCAAGGAUGAUUACAAUUUCUUGAAAAUUUUCAAAGGGGAUAUUAUCAAUUCAAUAAACUACAAGUCCCUUAAUAACUUUUUCAAGUCAUUUAGCGCUUUGCCAAUUGAUUUCUUGUGCAAAGUUUUGAAUAUUGACAAUAAAUUGCAACUAGAGGAAUUGGUAUUUGAUAUGAUUAGUGAGGACAUUUUACUUUAUGAUAUCAAAUUCGAUUAUGUUAGUUCAACUAUCCUUGUUUCCAAUGAUAGUAAUAACCCUUUGAUACCCCCACAAUUGAAAUAUAUUGACAUUAUUGCCAACUUAAAGAACUAUAACCAAAAGGAUAUUGCGUCUAAAUUGUUGAUUGCCGAAAAUAUUGAUAAAUUAUCAAUUGAAUCUAUCAGGGAGUGGUUAAUAAGAAUACAAAGCUCCAUUCCGGCAGUUUCAAAAGAGAAAUUAACCCAAAAUGAAAAAGUACAGUUAGAAAAAUCGUUUGCCAUAAAGAAAGUCACUUCGGAAAGAGGUCAUUUAGAUUUCAAUGAUUCUUUGAAUAUUGUCACUCAAGAUGAUAAGUUGUCAUCGUUAUUGGUGCGUAACCUCAAACUAUGCUCUAGUGAUCAACAAAGAAAAGUAAACUCAUCCAGCAAGGUUGAUAGGUUCCAAUCUCUCAUUGCUUUAAGUGAAAGAUUAGAUAACUAUCAAAAUACAAUUUUCAAUGAUGCAGACUUGACGUAUGUUCCAAACUAA